GCUCCUGACGCCACCAGCGAGCACGUCGACGGGAAGGUGCUCACGACCUCGGAUGCUUGCUUCUUCUCAUAUUUUUAUGUUCACGCCCCUCCAAAUUCUCUGCGAAGCUGCACCCAUUCGGCCGCUGUCACCCUGAUCUGCUGGAGAACUGCCGUCUAUCCAUUCGGACCCCUGCCGGACGCCCGCCAUUGCCAGCCAGGACUGCCCCGCUACCGCCUCGGUUGCCUUUGUCUAUACACCGCAACGCGCCUGACCCGCCAGCACCUUCCUUGCCCUGUCGCCGUGUAUAAAGGUGCUUCACGUGCUCCGUCGAAGCACCUCAAGGCUCUGCAUUUGCUUCUUGACAAACGUGCCUCGCUCCGCGUCGUUGUCAACCGACCCCGCCUUGUUCACGAUCGAGCUUCACCCAAGCUUCGCUCCACCUUCCACACCACCACCACCACACGCCGAGAUGGCCUCCACAUCAGCUGCCGCAGGGCUGCUUUCUCGCCAGCUCAAGCAAAUGCAGAACGACAAGAGCAUAUCAGGCAUCAGCUGUGGGCUGGUGGACAGCAACGUCUUCGAGUGGGAGGUCAUGCUGAUGAUUGAUGAUGACACAAAGUACUAUGGAGGUGGCUUCUUCCGCGCACGACUGAACUUCCCGACCGAAUACCCACUGCUACCGCCUAAGAUGCGCUUCGAGACGCCAAUCUUCCACCCAAACAUCUACCAGAACGGCGAAGUCUGCAUCUCAAUCCUGCAUCCUCCCGAAGAAGACAAGUACGGCUACGAGUCAGCCGCAGAGCGCUGGUCACCCGUUCAGACACCCGAGACGAUUCUCCUCUCCGUCAUCUCCAUGCUUUCGAGCCCCAACGACGAGUCCCCAGCGAACGUCGAGGCCGCCGCACUAUGGCGAGAGAACACACCCGAGUUCAAGAAGCGCGUGCGAAAGUGUGUGCGAGACAGCUUGGAGUUCGAGUAGUUUGGAUGCUUAAGAGAUCUCUAGUGAGAUUUGGAUUACACGUCUAGGGGCGCACAACUGAUACGGGAACAAACAUGGCAUGUUCAGGUUACUUGAUCGUUACGGCGUGCAUGGUGGGAUCUUUCGGCAUGGUUUGCUAGCGUACAAUGCAUUCACGAUACCUCUCCACCCCUUACUGACAGUGACAAAAGCCCCCCUCGCUCUCCUCAACGCCAAUCCCAACUUCACACACCCAAUAUCAAGUCGACAUAUCCCUAACUCCUGACCAAACCUAACAAACCAUCCAUCCCCCAACAUUCACAUCCC
Boeremia exigua is the source of this 1267-nucleotide messenger RNA. RefSeq names its product ubiquitin-conjugating enzyme E2 15. Gene Ontology annotation, cellular component: cytosol; endoplasmic reticulum. NCBI's taxonomy places the organism in Eukaryota, Fungi, Ascomycota, Dothideomycetes, Pleosporales, Didymellaceae. Bases 452 to 961 code for a protein of 169 amino acids. The transcript is spliced from 3 exons. The record is from RefSeq and is a predicted model, not a curated record.